UUAUCUUCAGUCGCCGCGUUGGCUCCGAGUCCCGAAGAGAGAAACACGCCUCACCGAGUUUCCUGUGGAGGAUAAACCGCAUCUUGUUGAAGGGAAAAUGGAGGCCCAAACGUCCAAGGUGGUGCUGUCUUUGAACGCUAAAGAGGUGGACUCGCUCAAAGACGGAGUGAGCUUCAAGAAAAACCCAGAAGACGGGAGAUGUUACAUCAUCUACAAGAGCAGCGGCGGCUUCAAAGCCUGCAAGAAUCAGUGCAAACACCAAGGAGGGCUGUUCAUCAAGGACAUAGAAGACCUGGACGGAAGGACGGUGAAAUGCACCAAGCAUAACUGGAAGCUAAACGUGUCGUCGAUGAAAUACGUGAAUCCGCCCGACAGCUUCCUGCAGGACGAGCUCGAAGUUGAAAUGUUGGAUGAUGGAGGGAUGCAGCUGGUUGAGCUGAGCCCCAUUGACCCCUGGCUGACUGACCCCAGAGACCCUCUGGAGCUCCAGGAGGGAGAAGUCAAAAUAACAUACCUCACCCACGCCUGCAUGGAGCUGCAGCUGGGACAGAAGCGCUUCCUGUUCGACCCCUGGCUGAUGGGUCCUGCCUUCGCCCGCGGCUGGUGGCUUCUCCAUGAGCCGCCGGCAGACUGCCUGGACCGACUCUGUGCCGCAGAUCUCAUCUACAUCAGCCACCUGCACUCCGACCACCUCAGGGUCCUGAACACAGUGGACUGCACCAGACCAAAUGGGGGCAGACUACCAGAAAAAGUGGACCUGAUGAUGAGUGAUUUUGCUGGUGGUGCGUCUGGAUUCCCCAUGACAUUUCAUGGAGGGAAAUACAGCGGUGAGCUUAACACUGUGCAGUGCUGCCCAGGAAAUAUAGUUGGUUCUUUUCUUUUACUAAACCACUACAUCUCAAGCCUUCGUAGUUUUAAGUUUUCCUUCACUGCUUCCUUUGCUGUGAUCAAUUCCAGUGAGGCCAUUACUGAUCCUCCAGCCAAUGCCAAAAUCUACAAGGACAGCUGGGAGUUUGACUUGUAUGUGGAUGAGCUCAACAGCGCCAUCAGCAGUGAGAUAUUUAAGCAUGAGAGCUGGAUCCAGUUUUAUUACAGCUGGGCAGGCUUUCAAAACUACAACCUGGUGGUGCGGAUGAUUGAAACAGAUGACAGCUUUAAACCAAUGAGUAAUGGCUACGACUACCUGGUGGACUUUUUGGAUUUGUCAUUUCCUUCCACAAGACCAGACAGAGAGCACUCCUACAUUGAGAUUAAAAACAGAAUCGGCGUGAUGAGGUACGUGGUUCUGCACGGUGGCCUCUGGGAUGACCUGUACAUCGGCUUUCAGAACCGCAUCAGCCGAGAUCCCGACACCUACCACCACAAGUUCUGGAACCACUUCCAGACCCAGUUACCUCUUCAUGGUCCGGACUGGGACCAGUUUCUGCAGCAGGUCCCUCCCAUCCAGGAAACAGACGCAUUAAAUUAUGGCCUGUUGAAUUAUUGUUCUAUUUUAUAGAUUUGGAAGGAGGCGAUAUGAAGGAAAUGUUCCAGAUUUCUUGGUUUAAAAAAAAAAGAGUAAAAUGAUUAAUUGCACUCAGCCAAAGUGGAAUUUCCAUGAAGCCUAAUGGAAGUUAUCUUGUGGGAACUCCUCUGGGAUUUUGUUUUUCUUUUCUUACUUAUUAAAUGUAUGACUUUUCUAAACCAUCACUCCAUAUAGAAAUGAUUUAGAUAUUUUAAUGUUUGAAACCAAAAAGCAAUGCCACACAUCAACUGCAUUUCAUAUAACUCCAUUCCCUCAUACAAUACAGUUAUUCUCACCUCAGGCCUCCUUUUCCUCUCUCCUCACCAAACGUGCAAAUCAUAGUUUCAUAUAUUCAAGAAAAGUGGAGGCAUGACGUCUCAUUUCCACGCAACAGUCCUCCUUUAAGGUACCUUUGCUCAAGUCCAUUUAAUAAAUGAGCAGCAACACAAAGCAUUUAAGUGUACAACCGGAAAUCGACAACAAAAACCCCAAAAUGACCGAAGUUGCGCCUCUGUUGACCAUAUAACUUUGCAAUUUGACAUUUCAAUUAAAAUUUGAGUAAUGAAAACACGCCAAAUUUGAAGAACUUGAUUCUUGAUUAAAAAAAAAUUAUAAUUGGCACUAGUAUGAGGAAAUUAAGUUAUUUGGUUGUAUCAAAGUUGCUUUAUUUCGCAAAACUGCAAAUGGAAACACUUUUUCACGCCUUACGUGAUCAACAACCGGAUGUUGCCACCGGUACAAACCAUGAAGAAAACGACAGGAAAUAGUUGGAGUAUUCCAAAAUACUUACCGGUAAUUGAUCCCAAAGGGAAAUUAAAUGUUGUAACUCGUAUCAAUCCAGAUUCCUCAGAAUUAUUGUAGAUGGUGUGAUUUUAAUGGAGUUUCUCACAAAAUGAAGAGACCAUAAUUGCACAAUUGGGUUUUUUCGACAUUAGAGGAAUAUAAAGUAUUUUGCACGUUUGUGAUGCAAAUGCAGCUAGUGAUAAAUUCAUCCAGGAACAAAGUGUUCCAUCUCCAGGUUCAAGAAGAGUGGGACUUUAACUCAGUUUGAAAAUUCAGCCUCUUAACUCGUCUUUACAAGCCUCCACUUUCACAGCUGUUAGUUUCUCUAUUCAGUUCACAACACAAGAACUGAAGGGCCUUGUACAAAAUCAAUUCGAUCGCAGUUCCAUUUCACAAAUCCAGUUACUCCAUCCUACCAACUCCAUCCAGUUUUAUUCAGUCUGCAGAAUUUGGUUGGGUUAGGUGAUGCACUACUUAACAGACUCCAAUGAUUAAACCCAACUUAAAAAAAAAAUCCUCUUCACUCCUUUUAUGUUAUUACAUCAUAAAGUGCAUGUUGAUGUGGUCUGGUCUUUGCAUGUUAACUAGAAAACUGUCUUGCCUUCUUCUCAGUUAAGAUGGUCGCACUAAUGAUUAACGUUUUAAAUGGUCGCACAAAGCACUGUGUGUUGUUUAAAGGUUGAUGGUAAAUGAAAACAAUGUUUAUAAGAGAUUCUACAACAUUUUUAGCGUUGAUCAGAUCUGACAGGAUUUGGUGCUGGUAUUUAUUUUUACAGUGUAAUAAGUUAUUUUACAUUUAGGCUGCAUUAAUGGUGAUGCAUUAAUGCAUCACCAUUAAUGCAUUAAUGGUGAUGUUAUUUAUUGUGAUUAUCAAGUUGGAGGUGAUGUUUUUAUGGUGUAACAAUAGAUCAGACAAAACCUGUCCUGGUUUAGGUCAGUGGGGAUUAUCAAUGUUAAUUCUAUGUUCUAAAUGCCUCAGUAACCAGAGGGAAUUUUUAAAGAUAUUUUAUUUCAUUUAAACUCAAACGUUUGCACAUCUUUCGUCAAAUUGCCCUUAGAACCAAUUUGGAAUCCAUCACCACAUUUUCAACUACGACAAACCCGUUUUAGUAAAACCAAACUGGACUGUAUGAUGGUUGGACUCUCACUGUGUUUGUGCUUGACUAUAAUGGUUCAAACAGAUAAACGUGGCACCUUCAACACUCCAGACUUCUGGGCCCAUGAGUCUCUUCUACGUUUGCCUGAAUUUCUUUUCUCUUCUUUUUUUUUUUGUGAUGUUGCAAAUUAAGCAGCGUUUGAGGCCUUAAAAUACACCCACAGCUGUGCCUUAAAAAGCCAUGGCAACAUUAGGUUUGUCUGAAAUUGUUAGUCAGCAUAGUAAUCUUAUGGCACAUAAAUUAUUAUUUUGAUCAGAACAUUGUCCUAAUUGAACUGGCCUAAAACAGGAACAUUUUGUCUGAUUUAUUGUAAUAUUGUGAAGAACAAUAGGUUAGGUCUUUUUUUUUUUACCUUUGGUUUUAACUGCACUUGACUUGUUGAAUGUAGUACUAUAAUAAUAAUCAAUUUAAUCUCCAAUUGAAACAUCAAAGGGCUCAUCCAUAUGCUGCUGAGGUGAGCUGCUGGUCUGUAGCUCCAGCUGCUCUGACAGAAGCGAAUUUUGCAGCAUCGGCUCAAAGGUGAUGAAGUGUUUUGCCUGAGGACGAGGGAACUGGGAAUCGAACCAGCGACCUACUGAUUACACAGGGCAAACUCCUACCAACGUCACCACCGUUGCUUCCUCAUUUGUGUUUCUUUAUGCUUUUAGGAAAUAAAUCAAUUUGACUCCA
Messenger RNA from Poecilia latipinna (sailfin molly), 4113 nucleotides. It is a transcript of the gene cmah, whose product is annotated as cytidine monophospho-N-acetylneuraminic acid hydroxylase. Gene Ontology annotation, molecular function: CMP-N-acetylneuraminate monooxygenase activity; 2 iron, 2 sulfur cluster binding. The transcript is spliced from 10 exons. Bases 98 to 1498 code for a protein of 466 amino acids. Gene Ontology annotation, cellular component: cytoplasm. Gene Ontology annotation, biological process: CMP-N-acetylneuraminate metabolic process. The record is from RefSeq and is a predicted model, not a curated record. NCBI's taxonomy places the organism in Eukaryota, Metazoa, Chordata, Actinopteri, Cyprinodontiformes, Poeciliidae.